Molecule: messenger RNA, 4518 nt
Organism: Capronia epimyces CBS 606.96
Lineage: Eukaryota; Fungi; Ascomycota; Eurotiomycetes; Chaetothyriales; Herpotrichiellaceae
Exons: 2
Coding region: 1-4518 (1505 amino acids)
Biological process (GO): protein import into peroxisome matrix
Cellular component (GO): peroxisomal membrane; cytosol
Molecular function (GO): ATP binding; ATP hydrolysis activity
Source: RefSeq, a predicted model, not a curated record
AUGGACAGCUUUGGACAUGAGCUUGAGCACCCGAAGAAGCGUCGGCGGCGGGAGAUCUUCCAGCGGCCAUUGUCCGCUCGACUGGUGUUCGACGACACUGUAAAGGGCGAUGCUGCAUUGGUCUCGGAGAGUCUCUGGACAAAACUCGCAUGCAAAACGGAUGAUGCAAGUUCCCUGUCAUCGACGCCCUCGGUGGCUUUGGCGCCCUGGUCUCCCCUACACACCGACGUCCAAGACUCGACGUGGACUAUUCUACCUGCCCGCCCUUGCGAUCCCCAGCUGGAGCUUGCAACUGAAGCUCCCGGUGAAUCCAAUGUGGUCAAACUUUCGCCCAGCUCUCCUGCCUGCCAAUCGAUUCUGAAGACAUAUGCCGCACUCGAUCGAGACCGCCAUCCCGGUCAUGUCCCAAAGUCAAUUGAAAUUUUGGCAAUCGCUACGAAACCCCUUCUUCUGGAAACGGUGUACGUGUCUGUGGAGAAGGGACUGCUUGACAAGGUUGAUGAUAUCCAGAGCAAAUUCGGCGGUGGGUUUCAAUAUGCGAGAAACACCAAGGGCGGCAAAAAGCCGGGUGCGACGAACGGCGUUAUACAAAAUGUGCCUGCUCAGAGUUCUCGAAUGACUUCCCUCGUGCGGGAGGCGCUUUCUCACCUGCCCAUCAUCCAUACAGGGGACGUCUUUCCGUUACCGCUCCCUGCUCAUCCCAUCACUCACGUCCGGCCUCCUCCCGCCAUUAUAGUGGAAUGCGAACCUGUCGCGCAAGGGCAAUUGUCCGCUAAGACCAAAAUUGUUCUGAUCCAGACCGGAUCGUCUCAAGAGAAAGCCCUGAAGAGACUAGCACCCGUGCAACCCAUAAUUGAAGAGUCACUCGAGGAUACCGCCGAAGACACUUCGAACGACCAGUUCUUUUCGGCGGCAGAAGACAGACAGACGGAAACAGGGUCGGAUGGAGACGAUCUGUCCGACGAAGAGACCGAGUCUGACGGUUCAGCGCACGAGGAAAGCGACGACGAUUCCGAUUCAAUGGAUGAUAUGAUCUCCCUGAGUGCUCCCGGUCUGCCACCUCAGCAAGCGGGGACACUUUCGGCAAUGACGGCGGCAACCCCAAGGCCUGGAGGAAAGAGGGCAACGGGGACGCACACUCCCGGUUCCCUUUAUUCAAGUUUUACAUCAACUACAGCUCGAGCUGGCGCCCGACUCGGCAAAGUCUUCAAGACCGAGGCUCUUCUUCGGAAGGUCCCCAUUGAGCUGAUGCACCCCAAACCUACCCUGGAGGACGAUGAAGAGUCCUUUGUGUUCAUUGACACCAGCACCCUCGCGAAGAUUGGAUGUUUCUCUGGUGACUGGGUCCGAAUCGAGGUUGCCCGCAAUGUAAGCUCCCAAGGGCUUCCAGCCUCGGCCAUCCGCGCCCUCGGCGGCUUUGCCGAUGAAGAAGAAUCUGACUGGCGGACUGUGAGAGUCUUUGGCCUGUCGGGCCUAUCAAAUCAGCAACCGCGUUACGCUGUGGACAAGACCGGAGAUAGAAGGUCAAGCUUUUCACAGAGAGACCUGCUCAUGCCUUUGUCUCCCGCAAUCUAUCUCUCUCCAAUACUGCUUGCCAAUUUGUCAAACGCUCAAUAUGUCAAGGUUGGUGCGCUGCCAACCAUCCCACGCCACCACGAUAUCAGGUCCAUCCCAAAGCCGCGCUCGAGCACCUCCAAGUCUCCUCCCUUGGCCAAGGAGGUCAUAUUUUCGAAGUUGUCCGACCCGACAACAACCGAUCCUGUUCUCCAAUCCACCUUGUUCUCAUCCUUGAAGCAUCAUUUGGAAAACAAAAAACGCACGCUCAAAAAGGGCGACCUCAUUGCUGUACCGGUGGACCGAGAACUUGGAAAGGCCAUUUCCUCGUCGACAGGAUCAGAAGACACCCCUGGCGAUGAUGAGACAAUAACCACACUCAACGUCCCUGAGAAGUCAGGCUCUGCUCGAUUCGCAAUUGCUUGGUUCUCGGUGCAACAAAUUGACGUGGAACCCUCAGGCAAUGAAGGAGAAGCGGACCAAAACACGUGGGGGGGAGUGGUCACUCUUGAUACGGCACAAGCCAGAGUCUCGCAGAGUGGCAGCAGCAUUCAUUCUGUGUCGCAUCUGACCGAGAUCUGGAGCAGAUAUUGGUUUGGAAUCAGCAAGGUUUCCCACCGGCAGGUGCACAAGAUUGAUCACCUUGCUACCGCGGCCGAUCUACCUCAUCUGGAGAGGUUGCCACUGGAGAAGCGUUUAUCGGGUCUGGUAUCAGCUUCAGUCAGCACCCGAGCCAUCAAUCUAGCCCUCCCGCCUCUCGUGAUACUACUACAUUCCACCCAACGACAGAUCGGAAAAUCCUACAUCGCCAAUUCCGCUUGCUCGGCCGUUGGGGUGCAUACCUUCCCAAUUUCCGCCCACGACCUGCUUUCCGAAAACGCUUCAACAACCGGCGGCGGCGAUGUGAAAACCGAGGCUUUGUUGCGGACCCGGGCCGAGCGUGCCCUUUCAGGGGGGGCCCAACAAACCGCCUUACUCAUCCAACACAUUGAUGCCUUGACGGCGGACAGGAUGGUGCCGGUGUUGCAGGAAAUAAUUUCGUGGUCUCGCGUCCUGAUCGCAACGACCACCAAGAUCGAUGACAUCCCAGCAGGUAUUCGAAGCCUGUUUUCUCACGAGUUCGAGGUGACGGCGCCGGACGAAACAGCCCGUGAGCUCAUCUUACAUAAUGCUUGUACGUGGGGCUCGACGCCUCUUUCGACAAGUAUCAAUCUGAAAACCUUGGCCCUUCAAACUGCCGCCCUGGUGGCUGGAGAUUUGCUCGAUGUCGUCAACCGUGCCUCACUCGCGCGAUCUGCACGUCUUCUGGCCCUUUCUGAGGCCCAAUCUUGUCAUCUGUCGGAUAUCUACGUGUCUGGCGGUCAAGCGGCCACACAUCUCCUUUCCAGCGAUUUCAGUCGCGCCAUAUCUACCGCUCGAACCACCUUUUCCGAUGCGAUCGGUGCUCCGAAGAUCCCUACAGUCACUUGGCAAGAUGUGGGUGGCUUGUCGUCCCAAAAAGAUGCAAUCAUGGAAACCAUCUCCUUGCCCCUCACACAUCCCGAACUCUUUGCCAAUGGCAUUCGAAAACGCUCUGGUAUCCUGUUCUACGGCCCGCCUGGGACCGGGAAGACCCUUCUUGCAAAGGCCAUUGCGACUGAAUUCAGCCUCAAUUUCUUCAGCGUCAAAGGGCCCGAGUUACUCAACAUGUAUAUCGGUGAAUCUGAGGCAAAUGUGCGCCGAGUGUUCCAACGCGCUCGAGACGCUCGCCCAUGCGUUGUUUUCUUUGAUGAGUUAGACUCGGUGGCCCCGAAACGAGGCAAUCAAGGUGACAGUGGAGGUGUCAUGGACCGGAUUGUAUCUCAACUUCUCGCAGAACUGGACGGUAUGUCGAGCGGGGGUACGAGCAGCGACAGUUCAGAUGGCACAACGACGUCAAAUGCUGGGGGCGUGUUCGUCAUUGGCGCUACAAAUAGACCAGAUCUUCUCGAUCCCGCCCUUCUACGCCCCGGUCGUUUUGAUAAAAUGCUGUACCUUGGAGUUGCGGACACCCACGAUCAACAGGUUACGAUUAUGACAGCCUUGACCCGAAACUUCACGCUUGGCCCCGGCGUCGACCUGAAGCGAGUUGCCAGCCGAUUGCCUUUCACCUACACCGGCGCGGACUUGUACGCUCUUUGCAGCGACGCUAUGCUAAAGGCGAUUACCCGCAAGACACAGGCUGUCGACGAGAAAGUCCGACAAAUCAGCAGGGCGCGCGGUGAGGAGGUCAGUACCGGCUAUUUCUUCGACCACUUUGCCACGGAGGAGGAUGUCCAAGUUGUGGUCUACGAGGAAGACUUUACUGCCGCACAAAAUGAGUUGGUCGGCAGCGUUAGUAAGAAGGAGUUGGAGCAUUUCGAAAGGAUCCGCGGAAUGUUUGAGGAGCAGGACAUUACCAUUCCCUCCAAAGAUGGUGGUCUGAACGGUGCCGGUGCCGGUGCAGGAAUAGGGGCAAAGAACGCUGAGGAGACCAAACUACCUUUCCGGAGAGUUCCGCCCACAUUUACACCGACGUCUUUAGGAGAGGACCAGAAUCGACAGUCCACGCCACUGCGAUCCCCGCAGUCUGACCUGCUUUCACAUUCUCCGGCUCAUUCGAAUACCUCGCUGCAGAACAAAGGCCAGGGCCAGGGUAAGCACAAGGCAUAUGCGCUACCCAACACCGGCAACGCCGCCGCGGCCGCCAAUGCUCAUUCCGCAAGGCUACAGAAUCAAGUUGAAGCUCCACGGAUAGGUAACCCUGAUUCGGGGGCCUCUUCGGACGCAGAUGAUGACUAUGGCGUGAGCACCACCCAUCUGAAUGGCAGCGCGGUCAAUGGUACCAAAGUAGACAAGGGCAAAGGGAAAGCAAAAGACAGGUCUCGUCCCCUCGAUAACCGAGUGGAUGGGGACGGGUUUUUGGAUGAUGUGGAAGGCGACGAUGAGGGACUAUACGAUGAGUGA